AAUUGCAUCUGUUUUUCUACCGGGACGUCCCUGGGGCGGGCGGUGCCACAGAAAUGGGUGGAUCUUUCCACAAUUUAAACGCAACUCUGUGAACGAAAGCAUGGAUAUCGAAGCAAUAAAUAGUCUUCCUUACGAAGAUUUCGUGAGUAUUUUUGGCAACGUAGUGGAGCGAUGUCCCAUCAUAGCCGCAGCGGUGUGGUCAGGGCGCCCCUUCCCGAGCGGGGCUGCCAUAGAGGCCGCCAUCAAUGCCUUCAUCGAGGCGCUUCCUGAAUCAGGUAAAGAAGGCAUCCUCAGGUGCCACCCUGAUCUCGCGGGUAAGGACCUGCAGAGCGGCACCCUAACCCCUGAAUCUCGCGAGGAGCAGGGCGCCGCCGGGCUGGACCGCAUGGGCGCCGCGGAGGUCUCGCGCAUGACGCGCCUCAACGCUGAGUACAAAGCGCGUUUCGGUUUCCCGUUCGUGGUGUGCGCUCGGAUGAACGACCGGACGAGCAUCGUGGAGCAGCUGCGAGAGCGUCUGGGGAACACGCAAGCGCAGGAGAGGGCUCGCGGGGUCGAAGAGGUGAAGGAGAUCUGCCGCCUGCGGCUGCAGAGCCUCGUACACAGCGACCAGAAGCAUAAGUUAUAAAGGACCUUUAUUAAAGAAGCCUUUGCAAUAAA
Molecule: messenger RNA, 657 nt
Organism: Gadus morhua (Atlantic cod)
Lineage: Eukaryota; Metazoa; Chordata; Actinopteri; Gadiformes; Gadidae
Gene: urad
Product: ureidoimidazoline (2-oxo-4-hydroxy-4-carboxy-5-) decarboxylase
Exons: 2
Coding region: 101-625 (174 amino acids)
Biological process (GO): allantoin metabolic process; urate catabolic process
Cellular component (GO): peroxisome
Molecular function (GO): 2-oxo-4-hydroxy-4-carboxy-5-ureidoimidazoline decarboxylase activity
Source: RefSeq, a predicted model, not a curated record